Molecule: messenger RNA, 10770 nt
Organism: Neogale vison (American mink)
Lineage: Eukaryota; Metazoa; Chordata; Mammalia; Carnivora; Mustelidae
Gene: BDP1
Product: B double prime 1, subunit of RNA polymerase III transcription initiation factor IIIB
Exons: 39
Coding region: 460-8169 (2569 amino acids)
Biological process (GO): RNA polymerase III preinitiation complex assembly
Cellular component (GO): transcription factor TFIIIB complex
Molecular function (GO): TFIIIC-class transcription factor complex binding
Source: RefSeq, a predicted model, not a curated record
GAUUUUCAUAGUCUCCGAAAGGUUUGGGCUGAGGGGCUUGACUACCUCCUUCCCCUCCUUAAGGAUUCCUGAUGAGGUGAGAGGGGUUCACCGUGCAUCCCAAUUUCCGGUUUACAAGAGACUCUAUAGUUUGACAGUUACCAUGGCUCCGGGAGCUGUGCGUCUUACGUUCUUCCGCGGCGCUGGCUGAUGGCGUAAUCAGUUCCGGCGCCCUAUGAGGGCGGGGAAGCAAGGUACUGGGGGGAAACUUAGCUCUUAGUGUAGCAGGGUCAUGAAGAAGAGGCGGCGGCGGGAGGAAGGAGGAGGCGGCGGGGGUGAGAAACUGCGGUAGCUCCCGGCUGGACUGGUGGCGUGGCUGUGUGGAAAGGGCGUAGUUCUUAAUCCCUUCUCCGGGCAGCGGCCGGGGCUCGGGGCUGAGAGCGGCCUUGGGGCCGCCUCCCCGGGCCCCCUGGCUCCGCCAUGUUCCGUAGGGCACGCCUUAGCGUGAAGCCGAAUGUCAGGCCUGGUGUAGGCGCCAGGGGUUCCACCGUCCCCAAUCCCCAGCGUGGACAAGAGGCGCCCAGGCCCCAGGAUCCUGCAGCGGCCUCCUCCCCGAAGCCAGCAGAGUCUACAGAUGUGCCCCCGGUGGAUUGCGGGGGAUCUGAACCCCAAGAAAAGGCUCCCAAGAGCAGUGAUGAAAAGACUGACAGUGAGAAUUAUGUUGAAGAAUCCAGUAAAUCUUCCUCUACUGUUUCACAGAGAAGAAAGAGAAUAUCAAGCACUCCUACUCUGGUUAAGCCUGGUGUCACUGUUCCUUCAGAAUCUCAUCCCUUAUCUACAGUUAAUCAAGAAGUUGCACAGCCGAACCCUGUUUCAACAAAAGAGAAACAGCCAUGUUCAGACAGAUAUCGAUUAUAUAAAGCCCAGAAACUAAGAGAAAUGUUAAAAGAAGAAUUGAGGAAAGAGAAGAAGCAAUGGAAAAACAAAUAUGCCAUAAAUGAAAGUCAGAAGCCACCAGAUCGUUCAAAAAUGACUAUGAGAGAUUUCAUAUAUUACCUGCCAGAUAAUAAUCCAAUGACUUCUUCCCUGGAGCAAGAAAAGAAAACUGAAAAAUCUUUGACACCAGUCCAGACAAGAGAGCAAGAAGGUAAGAGUACUCCUGAUACUGCAGAUAAUGAAGAACUAGAAGAAGAGGUGGAUGACGGGCCAUUGCUGGUUCCUCGAGUAAAAGUGGCAGAAGAUGGUUCCAUUAUUUUGGAUGAAGAAAGUUUAACUGUAGAAGUUUUAAGGACAAAAGGUCCCUGUGUGGUUGAGGCAAAUGAUCCCAUAUUUGAACGUGGUUCUACAACUACAUAUUCCAGCUUUAGGAAAAACUAUUAUUCUAAACCAUGGUCAAAUAAAGAAACAGAUAUGUUUUUUUUAGCCAUCAGCAUGGUAGGAACUGACUUUUCUAUGAUUGGACAGCUUUUUCCUCACAGAGCAAGGAUAGAAAUUAAGAAUAAAUUUAAACGUGAAGAGAAAACAAAUGGAUGGAGAAUAGACAAAGCCUUUCAGGAAAAGCGCCCUUUUGACUUCGAUUUUUUUGCUCAUUUGCUUCAGAAAGUUCUUGCUGAAGAAGAGAAAAGAAAACAAAAAUCUGUUAAAAAUCAGAGUUUAAAGGAGAAGAAAUCCUCUAAGCCAAGGAAAAAUGUAAAAGUGAAAAAAGUUGCCAGUGAAGGAGGAAAUGAUGAUCCAGAUGUAUCUCCAAGCACCAGAAAUUCAGACACAGAACCAUCUCAAAAGGGUGCUCAGAUAGUUGAAGAAGAACAGCACUCUCAAACUUUAACAGCACAGGAUUCAGAACAGAUUGCAUUAGAAACAGACCUAAAUCAAAAGAAAAGAAGAAGAAAGAAUCAGGAUGAAGUUGGUCAACAAGAAGUAAAAAAUCUUUCAGAAAAUGCCACUGUUCAGUUAGGUCAUUCUAAAGGAGAAACAUACGAAAAUAAAGAUCAGUCUUUAAGGGAGAUAAAUGAAGAUGAAAUCAAUAAGGAACAGAAGCUUUCUUGCAUACAGAAUAUGGAUGACAUUGUGGAUUUAUCCUCCAGUGAAAAAGCUGAGAAAAGAACUGACCCUAUCCUUUCAUCAAGUGGUCAACAAGAUGCCACAUCACUAGGAACUGAAGCUUCAGAAUCAAGCCCUUCAGGUUUGCCUUUAUCAGAAGCUGGAAUUAGUGCACUGUGUGAGGUGAAUAAUGUUGAAAGGAAUUAUACAGAAGAAAGCAGUGUUGACCUAAAAAAUAAAUCAUUGGAAACAGAUCAGUCAGGAAAUGUUAAACUAAUGGGACGAAGACAACUACAGAGACCUAAACCCAAUUUAUCAAGGGCAGUUGGGAAGAAAUCUGUUCUUUCACAAGGUAAAACAGAUGCAGAGAGCAAGAGUUUACAUGCAGAAACUUCAUUUGAAAAGAAUCAUAUGGAAAAGGAUAAAGUGAAUACAUUGGACAUUUCUGGAAUGGAGAAUACAGAGAGAGAGAACUCAGAAGCUGAGACUGUAUCUAUUUCUGGUUUGAGUGAAAAAAUUGGUCUGCAGGAAGAUGAUCAAACAAAGAUUGUCAGACCAGCACGACUAAUGAGGAGCCGAUUGCAAAGGCCAAAGCCAAAUGUAGGUAAAGCUGCUGAAAGAAAAAUUCUAGCAUCACAGGAAAAAAUUGAGGCCAAUGUAAAAAAGAAUGAAAGUGAAUCCUGUGUUGCUAGAGAUAGUCCUGAACAAGUAGAAGAUCAGUCAUGUAAAAACGUUGACUUUGAAGACAUCCCAUUACAAUCUGAGAAAGAAGAUAAUUUUUUCCAAAUGAAUGUUAAUGAAUGUGUAAGUAUUCAAGAGGAUAAGAAGGUCCCAGUUCUAAAGACUCGAUUUCAGAAACCAAAGCCAAAUAUAGGAAGAGGAGCUAGAAGAAGAGAAAUUUUCUCAAAGAAAGAGGUGUCAGAGGAGAUUGAAUCUGGGCAAUUUGCAGCACCUGUGAGAGAAAUUACAAGAAUGGAAGAAGCCUUACCAACGGAGAGCAUAUCAGUGGAGGCUAAUUCUACUAAGGAAAUGGAGUCAUAUUUAGGGAAAACUGAAAGAGACAAGUCUCCCAGAGAGAAGAUACCAGAAAUGAUGACCAGCACUGUGGAAAUGGAGACAGAUUUGAAAGAAACAGGAGGAGAGGUUUCCCCAAGGGACACUAUAUCAGAGGUGUCUGAUAUCACUGAGGAAAGAGUGAAGAAUUUGGAAGAAACUGGAAGAGAGGUUUCCCCAAGGGAUACUGUAUCAGACGUGUCUGAUGUCACUGAGCAAAGUGUGAUAAAUUUGGAGGAAACUGGAAGAGAGGUUUCCCCAAAGGAUACUGUAUCAGAGGUGUUUGAUGUCACUGAGGAAAGAGUGAUAAAUUUGGAGGAAACAGGAAGAGAGGUUUCCCCAAGUGAUACUGUAUCAGAAGUAUCUGAUGUCACUGAGGAAAGAGUGAUAAAUUUGGAGGAAACUGGAAGAGAGGUUUCCCCAAGGGAUAUUGUAUCAGAGGUGUCUGAUGUCACUGAGGAAACUGGAAGAGAGGUUUCCCCAAGGGAUAUUGUAUCAGAGGUGUCUGAUGUCACUGAGGAAAGAGUGAUAAAUUUGGAGGAAACUGGAAGAGAGGUUUCCCCAAGGGAUACUGUAUCAGAGGUGUCUGAUGUCACUGAGGAAACUGGAAGAGAGGUCUCCCCAAGGGAUACUGUAUCAGAGGUGUCUGAUAUCACUGAAGAAAUAUUGGCAGAUUUGGAAGAAACUGGAAGAAGAAAAAUAUCCCUACAGGAAAAUGCCCCAGAGGUCAGCACUAUAGAUGAAGUAGAAACACAUUUAGAAGAAACUGGAAGUGAGGUUUCUGUAAGGGAAAAUAUACCAGAGAUUGUUGAUGCCAUUAAGGAGAGAGAAACACAUUUGGAAGAAACUGAAAGAAGAGAAAUAGACAUAGAAGAAAAGGCCCCAGAGGCUAAGACUCAAGGUGAAAUGGAGACAGAUUGGAAAGAAAUUGAAAAGGGAACUUCCCUGGGGGAAAAGGUACUACUGGGGAUCAGUGCCACGGGGGAAAGGGAGAUUGAUUUGAAAGAAACUGGAGAAGGAGAUCUUUCCCUGAUGGAAAAGGUAUCAGGAAAGAUGACUGCUAUUGAAGAAACAGAGGCAGAAUCAAAAGACACUGGAGACAUUUCCUCAAAGAAAAGCAGAUCAGAAGAGAUUAGUGCUCCUGAAGAAAUGGCUGCAGAUUUGGAAAAAACUGGAAAAAGAGACAUUUCUUUAAGGAAAUAUGGAGCAGAGGAAACCAGGACCUCAAGGCAAAAUGACACAGAUUUAAUGCAGAGCAGUAGUAGUUGCUGCAGCACUGUGUCUUCACUAACUAUCAAAAAUGUUAGCAGUGAAGUACUAUCCGUGGUGCAGACACCUGAAGAAGAAAAAAAUUCUGAAAAGGAACUGUCAGGUCACUUGAGUUGUUUGGAGACUUCUUUACAGACUUCUGAACCUGAUAAAACAAAUGACAAGGGGAUGCUAUCUCCAGAUGUUCCAGAACAGUUUUCAAAUACUAAUUUAAGCAAAUCUCUUCCUCAAGAGCAGAAGCCACUUGAAGUUAAACCAGCACCUUUUAUGAGAAGUCGAUUCAAGAGACCAAAACCGAACUUAGCAAGAGCAACUUUAAAGAGAGAGACUACAGAAGCAGAAAAAUAUGUACAUGGGAAGAAAUUGGAAACUGAUAAAACUGAGACUGUUGUGGUGCAGCAGACCAGUGAACAGGGUGUGGCUUCCCUAAUGACAUCAAGAGAAAAAGACAAAUCAGGUCAUAGGGAGGAGGAGACUGUAAUAUUACCGUGUAUACAGACUGAAAAGGACCGUUCACCUUCAAGUUCUUGUGAUCCUGAAGCCAUGUCUCAGCCUGUACAGACCCAGGAAAAGGAAUUAGUUGUUUCUCUGGGGGCUCAUAGAACAAACACUUUUCAGCAAGAAGUGAAGGAAAGCAUUAUCCCAACUGCUCGAAUAGUAAGGAGCCGACUUCAGAGGCCCAGACCAAACAUAAAAAAGGCUGUACCGAGGCAAAUAGAAAAAGGUGAAGCUGAAGGCAUAAUUAAGGAAGAAAGAACAGUAGUACAAAAAGAUGAAACUAAAAAGUUCUUGACUGUGCCAAGCUCUCCAGUUGGAACUGAAAUUGAAGUUGUAUCCUCCAAAGUUUCAGAAGGUAUAACGUGUGAAAACCAGAGUCACAUGGUCCUUGCAGAACCUCUUCAUCUUAACAAAAUAAAUGUUUUAGAUGAAAAGAUGAGACAUGAACCUAAAAGGUCUGUUCCUAGUCCAGCACAUUUGGUAAGAAGGCAGUUCCGAAAGGUUAAGCCAAAUUUGGGACGAGCACAUGGUAAGAAAGAUGAGCCAGGCAUAGAAAAAGACAGAGCAGAUGAGAGUGAGGCAAGGAAGCCAGAAGAUAAUUUGCUGCAGCCCCGAGAUUCUGACACCCACCUCCUUCAAAAAGAAAAGGCUGAGUUUCUGACAUCUUUGGAGGUUUCAGCAAGAAAAGAUUGUGUCAAUUCCACGGAGGCUACUUUGGCCAAAAGCAGUGCUCAUUUAGAAGUUGGACCAUCAGGAAGUGCUGGAGGAAAAACCGUAGGGGAUAAUUCUGUGUCUUCAGUUGCUGAAGAGCCAUGUCUCAGUAGACUAUCAAGCUCUCCACAGCUGUUAAAAGAAUCAAAUUACUCUAAAAGUGGUCUGGAUCGAAGAACAACUGCCUCUUCUACUUCUGAGUGUGAGUUAGAUCAUGGUGGAAGGAGAAUGCAUCGCAGGAUGAAACCAAGUGUCACCAGAGGGCGUGGAUCAAAACGAGUUCGAAGUAAGACCUCUAGGAAGGAACCUCGUGCUUCCAAGGCCACGCUGGUGACUCUUCGGGCUUCACAGGAAGAAGAGGAAGAUGAUGAUGAAGAUUUUGAGCCUGAUUAUGAAGAUGAAAGUUACCAUCUUGCUCCAGAAGAAGUAAACAAAGCUCCAGUGUUUGUUCCCAUUGGUCUUAGGUCUCCUGAACCUGUUCCUGCUCAGAUCGAGGAAACAAUGGAAGAGCUUGAAAUAACUGUGAAUGUACCAGAUAUAGGCAUAGCUGUUGUUGAAAAUCCACUGUCAAACACAGAUGUGACUACUCAGGAGAUGAGACAAGAAGAAAAUUUGAAGGCAUUAUCUGUCGAAAUGAACACAGAUGAACAUACCCAAGAUGAAACAGGUACCAGUGAUGGAAGCACUGAAGCUGCUAUAACAUUACUUGCAAUGGGAGAUCUAGUGUUGCAGUCAGAGAUCGGGGCAGAACAGAGUGAUGGAGUAUGUGUACUUCUUGAUGUUCAUUCAAAGGAUAAAAGCUGUGUUCCUUUUAGCCCAGAUAAUGUAAAUCACAAAAUUGUUCGUGAAUGUCAGGAGCUUUCUUCACCUGUCAAUAGUACAUCUCCUUCUUCAUUAGAAGAAAACAAGAUUGUAUUGGAAGAGCAAAGUACUAAAGAAGAAAUUGGUUUAGUGGAGAGAGUAAAGGAAAACGCUGUAUCAACCAGGAAUACAACUUCUGAAGUGACCAGUAAUUUGAGAAUAAGAAGUAGAUUUCCCAAGCCUAAACCAAAUCUUAAGACUUCAGGGACCAGCAGGUUUCGUGUUCAUCAGGAAGUUCCCAAUUUGUUUGUAAACAAAGGAGAAGUGAUAGAAAGUCAAAGAGAAACUGAGAAGAAUAUUUCUGAAGCAACGGAAUUACAAGAUGAAAACCUUGGAUCACUUAGAACAGCAGAGAGUAAGGAGCAGAGCAAAUUGGCUUGUGAACAUGGUAUUGAAGAGACUGCUGUUUCUCAAGAAGCAAAUCUAACUGAAAGAAAUGAUGAUCAGGAAGAGGAAUCUCAAAAGGUUCAGAUAUCAUCAGUUGCUCCAGUUUCCUUUGAGACAAGGCCCCAUAUACUUGGUUCAGAUGUGGUUCUCCCUGAGAGUUCUGUUGAAGAGCCCCAAGGGAAGGACUCUAAUGGAGACAGUGUGCUUGCUCUUCAUAUGUCAGAGGGUACACUAACUAGUAUGCCAGAAGUCCAACAAGAGAAUGUAAUCAGUUCUCAAGACUUAACAGUGAAUCUAGUUGCUAAUGUACAUCAAGAUGGUGAGGAUGAACAAGCAUUCAUUUUAACUCUGGUGGAAAUCCCAACCAAUGCUGUUGAAGAAUUUAGUGAUACCAGUGCACAGUUAAUGCCAAACCCUUUACUGCCAGCACCCAUAUUGAUCAAAUCCGUGAAUACAGAAGAAAGGAGUGACAUGAGUGUGAGUUUUCCAGUAACUUCAGUUGGUCAGAAUACCAUCUGUUUAUCUGAUCCUGGAAGAGAUGAUUCUGAAAAGCUUCCUCCUGCUAAUUUGGAUCUUAUAUCUAGGAAGAGAUUUCACUGUAUGCUUGAUGAAAGUGACCAGGUUCCUCCUCCCAAAAAAAGUUUGCUCACUUCAGGAGAUGAUUGUCAAAAUUAUACUUCCGAGGUGUGUUCAAAGGAAAUGAUAAAUGCUUCUGAGGAAACAGGGGAGUCUUACAAGGAACAAGGUAUCUUCCCUACCUCAGGAGGCACACAUACAACUCCAGAACCUCAGAAAGAGCAACUUGAACCAACUUUUCAGAGUAUAGAAUCUGGGUCUCUUGAUAAAAUAACAGAUACACAUAUAGAAAAAAGUACAUCUCAGUUACCUCAGGAUGAGAGGAUUGUGUCUGCUAAGGAGGAGGGAACUUGUGCUGCUUCGAAGUCUGAACAAACGAGUAACAUUGCAUCAUCUUCAAAAACCCCAUUAUCCAGACCUGGCAGAAGACCCCUGGGAUUUUUGUCUUUAAUAUGUUCAAAGAAUAGUUUGGAGUCUGAUGAACCUACUCAGGUUUAUAAUAAGAAACGUCUAAAACCUCUUAUACCUGUAUCAAGAAAGAAUCUGAAAAGAUCAAAUCCGCUCAGUGAAAGCCAGAAAAAAAUCCAAGAGUCCUCUGAUCAGCCUCCAUCUCCAAGUGUUGUUGAUACUCAAUCUGAGAAUACUGGCAGUUCAGCAACUCAGGCUUCUUGUGAUCGUCCCUUACCAAAAGAAGAAUGUAAAAGUAGCCAAAACCGGGUACCUGAGGAGGAGCCAACCACAGUCUCAGAAUAUUUCUUCGGUGAUAUCUUUAUCGAAGUAGAUGAAACAGAAUAAAAGUCUUUUUUUUUUUUUUUUUAAUUUUUUUAAGUCUAGUAUUUCCAGAGUCAAAUAUCAACUAAGCAGUAUUUAGAAAAAAGCAUCACUGGCUUUUUUUCUUUAGAUUGAUUUUGAAUAUUUAAGAGCUUGAUUUGAAGCUUUUAUAAUCAGUGGAAAACAUUGCUGAGGUUCCUUUCAUUCUGAUUGAUUCAGCAUUUUGGAAAUACAGAGCAAUUAAGACUGCUUCUGAGACAGAAAUAGCUUCUCUUGUUCACGUUUUGACUCUUCCUGUGCUGAACACACGUGGACAUUUUGGAGUGCUGUGGGUAAACUCUCUGUAUAAAUCACAGUGCCGACUUAUUUGGAGGUGGAUUGUAUUUAGCAUUUAGUGAACUUAUUUUGUAAAGGCUUUUUUCUGUUUUUUUUUUUUUUUUUUUUAUUUGUUUGUUUGUUUUUGUGUUUUAUUUGUUUUGCUGAAGACCUUUACAGUUGCCUCUGAGUAUAUGAAAGCAUAUUGUGAAAUCUCCACUUUAGUAUGGUAAAUCUUAAAAACUUUUCUAUUAUCAGCUAUUUGACUGGAAAAUACGUAUUUUUCUAAUUCAUGUUGAUGUAACAUUAGUCCUAAUUGAACAAGUAGUAUUUAAACUUAUUUAUAAAAAUGAAACAUCAAAAAGUUUAUUUAUUUUUAAAUUUUUUAUUUAAAGGAAUAUUCAGUUUUAAUUAUUUUCACCACUCAGAUUAUGGGUAAAGACAACAUUGACAAAUUUGUGUUUGUCCCUUUUCCCUUUAAUUUUUAAAGAUAUUUAUAGUUAUAUCACUAAAAGUAUUUGGAUAGUAUAUAUGUUUUGAAUACAUUUUUUUCUCAUAGUUUAGUAUAUUGAAUUUGUACUGUGAAGUUUUUGUUUUUCUUAUUUUUUUGGAUAAUCUCAGGAUUUGUAUGGGAAAAAAAUCCCUUAAUUUAUGAGGGAGAUUUGCCUACAAAAUUCAGUCCCUUUUACACACACACACACACACACACACACACACUCACAUACAUUCCUUUUUUUAAAAACUAAUUUCUUGAUAGCUUUUUCCCCCCAUUAAAUUUUGCUUAAGGGGCUCUUAGGCCUUUAAGCACAGAACAUAAUUGUGAUAUUAAAACAGAAAAUAAGAUAAUAAGACUUUAUUUAGUCAGUGAUUAUCAUCAGUAUUAAUUUAAGGGUUGUUUUUGAUUUUGAAAUUUUGCUUUUUAUACAUGUAAUUCCAUUAUCUACCCAAGCAAAUCUUCGGUGGUUCAAAUCAAACUUCUCAAAAACAAAUUUGUUCUUUUACUUGAAAAGCCCCAGAGCAGGAGUUAGAAACAUUUUCUGCAAAAUAUUCUUGAAUUUGCAGGCUGGAUGGCCUCUGUGGCAGCUGUUCAUUUCUGCUGUUUCAGUGUGAAAACAGCCAUGGACAAUACUGAAGGGAUUGACAUGGCUGUAAUGGGCUUUUCAUUUGACCCCUAUAUUAGAUAGUAAUUUUCUUACCUUAAGGUGCUGACAUUUUAUCUUUGACAUAUCUGUCAUUGAAGUUAUUAGUUGUGCAUCACAAAACCGUGAUGAUUGCAUUACAAAAUGAUCAGUAUUUCAACUGGGAAGGUAUUUUAAUGUCUAGAUAAUUGUGUUUAUAUAUUGAAAAAAAUAGUGGCAAAUUUUCAACUUCAUUAGUAAAAUAGGAUGUGGUUCAGCAAAUGUAACAGUAAUCCUAAAAUUGCUAUUAGAGCAUUUCUUAUUCAUUGCUUUAUAGUGAAAUUUAUAAUUUAACUUUAGUGUCAUCAAGGGGGAUCUAUAAAUCUGAGUGGAAAUUCUCAGUAGGUAUGCAUUAAUUUAUUUCAUGUGAUUAAUAUGUCACAAAAAUCAUGGUUGUCAAUCACAUAGCUAUUUUAAUGCCCUGUUUUUAUAAAAUUUUUAAAGUCUCAUAUUUUGAAACAGUUUCUUUCAUUUAAUCUUAGUUUGGAUGUUAGGUUGCCACAGUUAAACUAUUAUUCUAUCCCUUGUGUAAUAUUUAUUUUUUAACUUUGUUAACAUCUGUCUCUUGUUCAUCUAUAAUGAAUUCAUUUUAUGGAAGGUGUAACUUCUUACUAUAUAAAAAAAUAAUUUUAUCUUUGGGUAUUCAUUGUGUAAGAGAAUCAAGUCAGCCAAGAUAAAUUGUCCUACUAUUAUAUCCUUCAAACUAAUCUGGGAAAAUAAGAAACUUAAUCAUUGUAUUUACCUUACAAGGUGGAAAGAAUUAGUCACACCCUUUGUUUAUAUUCCUGUAAAGAUGAUGUUGUGAAGAAUUAUUUUGUAAAUCUGAAAGGAGGUAUGAAUAAUGGUCUUUGUUUUCUUGACUUUUCCUCCUGAAUACUUAUAUUUUAGCAAGUGGUCAACAUGAUGAUUUUAAAAGCCUAACUGUUGGUAAAUGAUUGAGGCACAGUUAAAAAUAUGAGUAUCUGCUGCUUACCACCAUGUUAUUCAAAUUAGAAGUGACCAUAUAUACUCUCUUGCUUGAAGGCGUUUUUGACAAAAAAGCAAUACCUAUCAUUUGUAAAUUUUCUUGUUCUAAAGAAAGCAGUUAUGUUCUAUAGAUAUAAAUUAUGUAAAUAAAAGUUAUUUUAUACUA